Diaporthe citri is the source of this 912-nucleotide messenger RNA. RefSeq lists its product as uncharacterized. The coding region runs from base 1 to 912 and encodes 303 amino acids. Gene Ontology annotation, biological process: catechol-containing compound metabolic process. Gene Ontology annotation, molecular function: catechol 1,2-dioxygenase activity; ferric iron binding. The transcript is spliced from 3 exons. Lineage: Eukaryota; Fungi; Ascomycota; Sordariomycetes; Diaporthales; Diaporthaceae. The record is from RefSeq and is a predicted model, not a curated record.
AUGUCCUCCACCACGAAUGGUGCCGUCAACGGCGGAGGUGCCAGCAAGAAGCCACAAUAUGACCCCAACUUCACAGACAGCGUCAUCGCGGCAACCGGCCCCAAGGCCAGCCCGCGUAUCAGGCAGGUCAUGACCUCUCUGAUCAAGCACGUGCACGACUUUGCCCGCGAGAAUGACAUCACUGUGUCCGAGUGGAUGCAGGGUGUCGAGCUUCUCAACCGGUCGGGGCAGAUGUCCAACGACCGGCGGAACGAGACCCAGCUGCUUUGCGAUGUCAUCGGGCUGGAGAGCCUGGUCGACGAGAUCACCAAUAAGCUGCUGGUGGGCGCCGACUACGAGAGCACCAAGACCGCGAUCCUGGGGCCCUUCUUCAGGAAGGACACGCCGCCGACCGAGAACGACGCCAGCAUCAUCAAGACCAUGCCCUCGGACGGCGAGGUCGUCUUCAUGCACGGCAUCGUCACGGACGCGGCGAUGGGAAAGCCGCUCGAGGGCGUUACGGUGGAUAUCUGGCAGUGCAGCACCAACGGGCUGUAUGAGCAGCAGGAUCCGGACCAGGCGGAGUUCAACCUGAGGGGAAAGCUUACCACGGAUAAGAACGGCUACUAUGGGCUCUACUGUAUCCGACCAGUACCAUACCCGGUCCCAUACGACGGCCCGGCAGGAGAGCUUCUGCAGCUCCUGGAUCGCCACCCGUACCGCCCAGCCCACAUCCACAUCAUGGCUGGCAAGGGUGACGUGUACGCACCUCUGGUGACGCAGAUCUUUGACAAAAAGACAAAGUAUCUUGACAACGACUCUGUCUUUGCUGUCAAGGACGACCUGGUGGUUGACUUCGUCCCGGUGAAGGACCACCCGAAAGCCUCGCUGGAGCUUGAAUACAACAUUCGUUUGGCGGCUCAAAAGGCUUAA